AUGCAAGUGGUGACCUUCAACGUGCUCAGUCCGCCGCUCACCCAGAAGGACUACUUCCCCUACUUGACCGAAGAUCUCCUCGACCCAGAUGUCCGGUGGAAGAUGCUGGUGGCGGAGCUGUUGGAUCUGAUGGAGUCUGACUCCAUCAUCUGCCUGCAGGAAGUGGACCAUUCUUGGUUCGGCAAGUUUGUCCUCCUCUUCGAGAAGGAAGGGUACACGUUUGUCCCCGUAACGUACUCGCCGCUGCUCGGCGUUGCCAUCGCCUUCCCACGCGCCCGCAUCGGCGACCUGAUCCCCGACUGCAUCGGUGUGAGGAGUAUCAGCAAGUUGCGGGACUCAACCAUCACCGCCAAGCGCUGCUGGAACGUUGCCCUGCAAGUGCAUCUCACCAGGUCAUCCGGCAAAGGGCAAGACUUUGCUGUGACGACGUAUCACAUGCCGUGCAAGUUCCGGGAGCCGCAUGUGAUGGCGAUGCACUGCAGCAUGCUGGUCAAGUGGGCGCACAACACAGCCAACUCCCUGCCAUACAUCGUUGCCGGCGACUUCAACAUCAAGCCCAAGGACCCUUGCUACGACAUGAUCGUCAACGGCUUCAUUCAUCCCGAAGUGAAGGGUGCGCUGGCAACACCGGCCGCCACAUUCAACGAAGUGCCAAAGGCCCUUCGCAGCGCCCUCAGGGAGCACCACGGUAGGGAGCCCGAGUUCACCAACUGGACGCACGAGUUCCAGGACACGCUGGAUUACAUCUUCCUCUCCGACGAGUGGGUGGUUCGCGACGCGUGCGACCCUGAAUCGUUCCCUGAAGGUCCAUAUCCAAGCGAGAGGGUCGUGUCGGACCAUAUCCCACUCUGGGCAACGCUCGACCUCGUCGCGUGA
This is a messenger RNA of Salpingoeca rosetta, 876 nucleotides long. RefSeq lists its product as uncharacterized. The transcript is spliced from 8 exons. Bases 1 to 876 code for a protein of 291 amino acids. NCBI's taxonomy places the organism in Eukaryota, Choanoflagellata, Craspedida, Salpingoecidae. Gene Ontology annotation, molecular function: poly(A)-specific ribonuclease activity. The record is from RefSeq and is a predicted model, not a curated record.